Molecule: messenger RNA, 3150 nt
Organism: Archocentrus centrarchus (flier cichlid)
Lineage: Eukaryota; Metazoa; Chordata; Actinopteri; Cichliformes; Cichlidae
Gene: tmx3b
Product: thioredoxin related transmembrane protein 3b
Exons: 14
Cellular component (GO): cell surface; endoplasmic reticulum
Source: RefSeq, a predicted model, not a curated record
UACUCUGAAAGUAACUCAGCUGCAGUCUUGUGUAUUUGGCCAUUCAACACAGGAUGAAUAUAGUCAGUGGAUUCUAUGCUCCGUGGUGCGGCUACUGUAAAAAACUAGAGCCAAUAUGGCACGAGGUGGGAGUCGAGCUGAAGAGCUCAGGGUCGCCUGUUCGUGUGGGAAAGAUGGAUGCUACUGCUUACUCCGGAAUGGCGUCGUAGUUUGGUGUUCGCGGUUACCCCACUAUAAAACUGUUAAAGGGUGAUCUUGCCUACAAUUACAAGGGACCAAGAACAAAAGAUGAUAUUGUAGAGUUUGCCAACAGGGUGGCAGGACCAGCCGUCCGAGCCCUUCCCAGCAAGCAGAUGUUUGAGCACAUGAUGAAACGACAUGAUGUGCUUUUUGUCUAUAUUGGCGGGGACUCUCCUCUCAAAGAGAAGUACAACGACGUAGCCUCUGAGCUCAUUGUCUAUACUUACUUCUUCUCUGCUUCAGAGGAAGCCUUGCCAGAGUCAGUAUCAUUGCCUGAGCUCCCUGCAGUUGUAGUCUUUAAAGAUGGAGGCUACUUUACCUAUGAUGAGUAUGAGGACGGUAGCUUAUCAUCGUGGGUGAACAAGGAGCGCUUCCAAGGAUACCUUCAAAUUGAUGGCUUUACAUUGUAUGAGCUGGGAGACACAGGCAAACUGGUGGCAAUUGCAGUCAUCGAUGAGAAGGACCCCACAGAGGAGAGUGGCAGAUUAAAGACCUUGAUGCAGAGGGUGGCAAAGGAAUACAGGGAACAUUUUAACAGAGACUUCCAGUUUGGCCACAUGGACGGGAACGACUACAUUAACAGCCUCAUUAUGGGCGAGGUGACAGUGCCCUCCGUUAUCAUCCUCAACACAUCCAAUGAGCAGUACUUCCUGCCCAGUGAGCCGAUCGAAACCAUGGAGCAGCUGGUCCAAUUCAUCAGCAGUGUUUUGAAUGGUUCUGCGCAGGCAUAUGGAGGUGAUGGCAUCAUUCAGAGGAUCAAACGUAUUGCCUUUGAUGCCAAGUCCACCAUUAUGUCGGUGUUUCGCAGCUCUCCACUGCUGGGCUGCUUCCUGUUUGGCCUACCGCUGGGCGUAAUUAGCCUGAUGUGCUAUGGCAUCUGCACAGCUGAGUCGGAUGAUGGUUCGGAUGACAUCGACGCGCUCAAGAGAGAGGGCCUGACUGACGAAGAGGAGGAAGAGGAGGAGGAGCGGCAACGUGCUGCGGAGCUGGAGGGCCCAGAAGAAGAAGAUGAGGAUGUUGGAGAGAAGGCUCCUGAAGAGAAGAAAACCGAUUAACACAGGGGCACCUGCCGGAUAGAGGAUGAUAGGCUUAGUCAAAUGCAGUGACAUGAAACUCAAAGACAUAUCAAUGUGUUACUGUUGUGCUUUGUUUUUCAUCUCACUUCCCCUCAAUGCCCCCCUAGCACAGACUAUUCUUCCACCUUUGAGUUCUCUGUCAACGUGUAAGGUCGGCUACUUGGCGAAGCCACAGAAUUAUGUUGAAAAUAAACAGCCUUUUUAAUGAUGGAGUGUAAACACUGUUCACAAGAAUAAGGGAUGGCUUUGAACCAAACAUAACCACCUUAUUUAUUAUGAUUCAACCAAACAAACAGUGGUUAGUUCCAUGUGAUGUGACACUCUGAUUUCAUAGGUCAAUGUCUUGAUACCACUUCAAUGUCCUUAUUUUUUAUUUUUUUUUUGUCAUAUUCCACACUAUUUUUAAUUUUGCUUCUAAUUUUCUGUGUUAUCUUACAGUAGUAGAAACUGAUUAAUCUUGCCUUUAAAUUUGCCCCCAACCCAAUAUAUAGGCUCGUGUAUAGUUAUUGAUGUAUGUAAACUGAAAAGGAAGUGCCCAACAAGGAAAAAUCUGCCAUUGAUCUUUAUUUUUAUUUUUUUCACUCUGUUAUUGCCUGAAAAUAUUUCUUCUUACAGGGUUACAAAGUGCCCAGACGGUCAUGCAUUUCAGCACAUUUCUCUGUCAGCCAUCUGGUGUCCACUUAGGAAAGACGAUCAAAAAGAGGUGGAACGGUAAUCGGCAUCAGUCGCUGUGAUACCAACAUAUGGCAGAUGGACGUUUUUAACCCAUUUCCACUCAACAUGACCAACCUACUAAAAAUUCCUCAUACAGAUGGGGUGUACCUGUCUAGCAAAAGCCAUAACAUGCAUCAGUACCUCCCGUGGCUCUUAACAAGUCAUAUUCCUCAGAUAGACGAGUUCUGUCUGUUUCCAUAUUUCAAUCUGUCCUCCAUCACUGGUUUCUAUAUUGAAUUCAAUUGACAUUUUGAAGUUUACAUCCCAGUGCUGUGAGAGGUAAACAGAGCACAUAGAACAUUAGGACUGUGUUUCUGCUCCCCUCCUUUCUUUUUUUUUUUGUUUGUUGGUCUCAAGGCUCCUGUGUACUCUGUCCCUGUGACUAAAGUGUAUGUAAUAGAGAUCAAGUAGGGGGUAUGAAUUCCUCCUUAAUUCACUGGGCCAGUCUAUUUCAUUAAAAAGACCAAGUGUUCCUAAAAUCUGCUGCACUCAGUGUAAUAACAUUUUUAUGAAAAUUCUACAGUACAGUGCACCUUAUUGGAUUUAGGGUCCGGUGAGGCAGAGACUUCAAAGCAUCUGAAAACACAACUUGAAUAUCUGUAAAAUAGUUUCUUAGUCUCAGCUGGCACGAGGAAACACCUGGCGUCACAUUUUCCAAUAAAGACUAAUUUCCUUCAAUAUUGGAUAUUUUACGAAAUGCACUCAAAGUCCUUUCUUGCCAAGAGUUAGAGGAGGAGGUUGAUGCUGCUCUCUUGUGUCUACGCCAGCAGUUAGUUUACAGUAUAAAGAGUGCUCGCCCGGCCCGGUCCAAAAUGCUGCCUGAGAGCUCUCUUAAAAGUCGGUAAAUGGCAGAGUCGACAGUAAUUUCACAACUCUGUUGUAGCUCUGUAACUUGUUCAACUGAGGUACUGCAACAUAAGCACACCUGUUUAUUAUUUUUUUUUCUUGUUAUUAUCUGUGUUAUUACUGUGAAGCUGCACUAAAGGAACCAUGCCCUCGCCUUGCCUUCUGGUCUAUAGUUGCCUACCACUAUCUGCCAAACUUCCUGUUAGGGUUUGAAAUGAGUUUGUCACAUUUUAUUACAGGUUUGAAAGAUUGAAAUAAAGAUGGUCCUCCUUUU